Messenger RNA from Venturia canescens, 1330 nucleotides. RefSeq lists its product as uncharacterized. The transcript is spliced from 4 exons. NCBI's taxonomy places the organism in Eukaryota, Metazoa, Arthropoda, Insecta, Hymenoptera, Ichneumonidae. The record is from RefSeq and is a predicted model, not a curated record. The coding region runs from base 166 to 1251 and encodes 361 amino acids.
AAGAAGGAUCGGACAAAGAAAUUCGUGCUCAGUCUGGACGUGUUUGUUUAUAUACGCGCAUUAAUUGUCCGUGAACGGAGCAUCAAAAAACACUACGGUAUUUCUAAUUCCUAAAUACUAAAAGGAAUUUAGCAAUAAGAAACUUGCCUUAUUUCUUUCUUCGAAAUGGAGUGGGAUCAAGAAACUUUUAUAAAGUUGAUUGGCGAAUACAGAAAUAGAGAAGUUUUGUGGAAUCCUCGAAAUCUUUUUUAUUAUAAUAAAAUACGAAAAGAAGACGCCUGGAGGGAAGUUUCUGAAAAAUUUGGAAACGAUAUUAAUGAGGUGAAAAAAAAAAUUGAGAGCCUGAAAGGUUCCUACAGACGAGAGAAAACACGAAUGAAGAAAAGUGUUGGAACAGGAAAAGGACGAAAUGAGGUUUACAUGUCCAAAUGGUUUGGGUUCGAACAUUUACAUUUUUUGGAAGAUAAGGACGAGGUUCGGAAGACUUUGAGCAAUGUACCAACACCGUUUAACGAAGAAGAAGAUUCUAGCAAUGAAUCACGAAAUGAGACAUUCAGAGAAGAAACAGAAAUUGGACAAAAUCAAUACUUUGAAGAAGUACUUGAUGAACAUACACUAGGCAACGAGAAUGAGAUGUCGGAUAAAGAAGAUAAAAAAGAGUUCAAGUCUCCAAAAAAGCUUGCAAUAAAACGGAAAAAAAAUGAAGAAGACCCGAGAAUUGCAAAAGCUUUUGGGUAUCUCGAAGAAGCAACUGUAGCUGCGAAGCAAAAAAAAGAUCAAUAUAGUCUUUUUGGAGAAUACAUUGCAGAUAAAUUGCGCACGUUUGACGCCCGUAGUCGCGCCGUUGCACAACAUCGAAUUAGCAAUGUUGUUUUCGAAUUGGAAAUGAAUGCAUUUCAGCAUCCGGAAACUCCACUCGUGCAAUCUUCUUUUCCGAUCCAUUCCUCUCAGAGAAAUGCUUAUCAAUCAGUUGCUCCACAUAACCAAAAUCAGGCACAAUUUGGUUAUAGCGACCAAUUUUAUCGAGCACCAAUGUCAACAAAUUAUAAUCAACCCUCCCUGCAUUUGUCCAAUUUUCAACAGGAGACAUUACGUCCACUUACUCCACAAACAUUUGACACUGAUAGCUCUCGAUCAUCCACUCCAAUGAGUCAGCUAAAUUCACCAUAUCCAUCUCCCCAAAAAAACAAUUCGCCCUCUUUAUGUAAUUAUUUUCAACAACUUUCAGAUUCAUCCAAUGAUACGCAAUAAAGAAAUCACUACAAUAUUUUUAUAUCGAUAUUCUUGUAUUUUAUAAAUAUACUACCAAUAAAAAUGUUCAUGACAGCUA